UCGGGAACUACAACUCCCGGCAGGCCGGCGGCAGGCAGGGAGGCCCCACGACGUGGAGGCCGCGCGGAGGUCAGCAAGGAGCCGAGCCUGGCAGCCACGCGUCAUUAUAAAUAAUUAAGAAGAAUACUAAAAUAGAAUGAGAAACAAUGGAAUGAGCUAAACAAACGCAGCGCCCCGCUACUCUCAGCCUAUCCCCUCCCUCCCUCCCCCCGCGGGAUGGUACAUUCCGCGCGGGGGGCGGGGCUGUCGCCGUGGCAGCCGAAGGCCGCGGGCAGGGGAGUCGCAGGGCGCGGGGGGCGCUGCUGCGCCCAUUCCACCGGCGGGUAAACUGAGGCCGCUGGGCGCAGGCGGCGGCCAUGGCCCGGGAGCUGCUGGGUGGCGCGGGGCUGCACUUCGACGAGCUCAACAAGCUGCGGGUGCUGGAGCCGGGCGUGGCGCAGCAGACGGCGGAGCUGCGGGAGGAGUGCAAGGCCUUCGUGGACAAAAUUGCAGAGUUUCAAAAAAUAGUGGGUAGCUUAAUUGAACUUGUUGAUCAACUAGCAAAAGCAGCUGAAAGCGAGAAGAUGAAGGACCCGAAUUUUGUACGUGCGGCAUCAUUCAGAAAGUGUCACCAGGGAGAGCAUCGUCAUUGAAGGGAGUUGGCAGAAGGAAGAGGUUGAUUAGAGAAAAAAGCAUUUACAUACACACUAAUGAUAGCUUCUUUUGUGAACUCCAUUGUUGAUGCAUACGUAGACAGACACAUCACCCAUCUGUACACUUUAUAGGUUAAUUUAGAAAUAGUAUAAUAAACAAGCAAAUGUAUUGUCAUCUUGAUUUGGUGGGGGGGGGGCAAAUCGGAAUUAGCGGUCACCUCUCUGCUUACCUGUCCUUCCCUUGUACCAGUGAUCAAUGAUCCUGUAAUAUUUCUAGACAAGGCUUUGCCACUGCCCUCUCUGCGGCUUGGCCAAAUUACCAGUAAUGGUGGUGUUAGCUUCCCCUGACAGGAAAGUGGUGUUAUUACCUAACUUGGUAGGAUGCCACUAUCAGUUCACUAAUGUCUGUGCAAAGCUAGCAAGCCUCUGAUCCACAGAAAUGCACAUUGUGCAUGACAUUUCACAGCUACAAAGACGAUAGAUUUGUAGGGACUCUGUCUGUACCACAAACUCUCUUAGCAUCUAUCUUGCUUUGCCAUAUACUGUGUGUGGGUCAGUUAUCGUGGCAAACCUUACGUUUGAAGAGGAAAUCCUAUGAAGAUGUUACUCUUCUCAGUGCCCAAGUGUUUUAAAAGGACCUGAAAAUUGUCCAGCUGGAAAUGACAGUAGCAAAACAUUAAUGAUAAAAUUCCUUUGCUAAAAAGCAAUCUUGUUUCUAUAGGCAAUUGGUGCCCGAAAUUUGCUAAAGUCUAUAGCUAAGCAAAGGGAAGCACAGCAACAGCAGCUUCAGGCUUUAAUAACUGAGAAGAAAAUGCAAUUGGAAAG
This is a messenger RNA of Alligator mississippiensis (American alligator), 1457 nucleotides long. It is a transcript of the gene IFT20, whose product is annotated as intraflagellar transport 20. The record is from RefSeq and is a predicted model, not a curated record. Gene Ontology annotation, cellular component: cilium; Golgi apparatus; centrosome. Bases 357 to 632 code for a protein of 91 amino acids. Lineage: Eukaryota; Metazoa; Chordata; Crocodylia; Alligatoridae. Gene Ontology annotation, biological process: centrosome localization; intraciliary transport; protein localization to cilium. The transcript has 3 exons.